Messenger RNA from Panonychus citri (citrus red mite), 2455 nucleotides. RefSeq names its product 5-hydroxytryptamine receptor 2A-like. Gene Ontology annotation, molecular function: G protein-coupled serotonin receptor activity; serotonin binding; neurotransmitter receptor activity. Bases 228 to 1961 code for a protein of 577 amino acids. The record is from RefSeq and is a predicted model, not a curated record. The transcript has 5 exons. Gene Ontology annotation, cellular component: dendrite; membrane. Gene Ontology annotation, biological process: adenylate cyclase-activating adrenergic receptor signaling pathway; chemical synaptic transmission; serotonin receptor signaling pathway. Lineage: Eukaryota; Metazoa; Arthropoda; Arachnida; Trombidiformes; Tetranychidae.
AAUUGAUUCGAUUGAUUUUAAUUGAAAUUCGAAAAAUUGAUUAAAUGUUAACUCGCAAUUCGAGUUGAGAUUAUUUACCUUUUCCAAUUGUUUGAUGAAAGAACUUGAAUGCUGAUCGUUAGAUGGCAACUCUUUCAUUAUCGAAUUGGCAACUAAUCGUUACUAUUACUGUUCCUCUGAGUAGUUAUGAAUUUCAUUCAACCUGUUAAAGUAUUUCAUGAGUUGUGAUGGAUCAGAUUGUUGGAUCUUCGUCAACAUUUAAUCUAACCGACGAUGUUAUGACGAAUUUAACUUUAUGUUUAACGUUCGCAAUUGAUGACGAUGAAUCAAACGAAACGUUAACGUUAAUGGAAAACAAUGAAGUGUUUACAAAUGAUCUAAGUGAGUUUUCUGUUCAUACUGUAUCUUUAUCAUCAUCAUCGUCAUCUUCGUCAUCAUCAUCUACCCAAGUAAUCACACCGACAACAGUUUCAUCAAUUCUUAUUCCGAAAAUAUUAAUUUCGUCAAGUAAAAGUACUAAAGUUAACAAAGUUAUCUAUCAAUAUAAUUUGUUUUAUCUUCUAUUGGGUCUUCUUGUUUUCGUUGGAUGUUUCGGAAAUAUUCUGGUCUGUCUAGCGAUUUGUCUCGAGCGUCGAUUACAAAAUGCGACGAACUUUUUUCUAUUAUCAUUGGCGAUCGCCGAUCUACUGGUGUCGAUUCUUGUCAUGCCAAUGUCAAUCGUUAAUGAAGUUUACGGAUAUUGGCCCUUUGGGAGAUUAACAUGUAACUUUUGGGUUACCUGUGAUGUUCUGUGUUGUAGCUCUUCCAUAUAUCAUAUGUGUUUCAUCAGCGUUGGUCGAUAUGUUGGCAUAAAGAAUCCGCUUCAUGCUCGACAAGCUCGACUUCUUGUUUCAAGACGAGCAGUUCUCUUGAAGAUCGUAAUCGUUUGGCUGAUUGCCGCUUUAAUUACAAGUCCAAUCACAAUACUUGGAGUAAUUGAUUCGUCCAAUAUUAUGCCUGAUCCAUUAGUUUGUUCAAUUGAUAAUAAAUACUUUCUAAUUAUCGGAGCUUUCAGUGCCUUUUAUUUACCAAUGAUGAUUAUGGUUAACAGUUAUGUUCUAACUGUUCGAUUAUUGAGAAGAAAAGCGAAAUUUUGUAAAAAUUCUACUGAUCCUGGUAAAUGGCCUCCAUCUUCUCGAACCUCAAUCACCGAGAAAUCUCAUGGGAAUCAAGGUGAUAAUGGAAAGUAUUCAGAUAAUCAAAGAUGCUUCAAACGGGAUUUCGACACUCGCAAAAUUAAAACUACCUUCAGUUUUAAAACUCGAAGUCUCCACUCGAUAUCAGAUGAUAAUGAUAAUAAUAAUUUCAGAAGGAGUUCUAAUCAAAUAGGGAAUAAACGACCUUCUCCAUCUGGGUCAAUAUUGGGAGGUCAAUUUGGUACCGAUAUAAGAUGUCGAAUAUCUAAAUAUUAUAAUACCCAGCCCAUGAUGAUACGAACAUUAGGUUCAUCUGUACAGGUUCGAACUGAGCAAAAAGCGACGCAAGUUCUUGGUUUGGUCUUUUUCUUAUUCAUCAUUUGCUGGUCACCCUUUUUUACUCGUAACCUUAUCGAGGCUCUUUUUACGAAUAUACAAAUGCCCGCUUCUUUACCAACGAUAUUCCUCUGGUUAGGUUACUUCUCAUCGACCAUUAAUCCCGUUAUUUAUACAAUUUUCAAUCGAAAUUUUCGCCGAGCAUUUCGACGAAUAAUUUUAUGUCAAACAAUCAAGUAUCGACUUCAACGAAGUUCACAAUCAUUUACACCUAAUCAACGUAUCGGUGGUCGUAGAGGUAUUUACAAUAAUUCCAAUCAAAAUAGUCCAAAUGUAAACAACAAUAACAACAAUAACGAUAACGAUAACGAUGAUAAUGAUAAUGAUAAUGUUAAUGAUAACCCUGAUUCUGGAAUGCUGAUAAUGUUAACAUGGAUAAUAUUAAUCUAAAUGAGAAUAGUUCAGAUGAUUGUCCUAAUUCAAUUCAUGGUUAUGUCUAUUCUCAGGGUGGAUUGAUGAUAAAUACAAGGAAACCUGUUGAUUGUAAUGAAUAUUCCGAUGGUGGGAAUCAUGAACCAAUGGAUGAUCAGGAUAAUAUUAAUAAAGAUUAUCAUGAUAAUGUUAUAUCAAAAAAGAAGGGAAAACUUUUUGUGUCAAAGAUUUGCUAUCACACUUCAUCAAAUGAUGAACAAUCAGUUGAACAUGAUGAUAAUAAUGAUAAUCAUCAUCACCAUCAUCAUGUAAUCUCAUCUAAUAGUAAAUAUCAAUCAGGUGAUAAUAAUUAUUCUGAUUCAUUAAACAUGAGAUAUUGGGAUUAUCAAAGGUCCCAUUUUAAAAAUCGAUCUGACCCUUUGGCUACACUUAAGUGUUGCUCUGAAGUUUAAUGUGACAAUUAGUAAACUAAUUACAAACAAUUUACUAUCAAUACAAAUGACAAUGAAAUC